UCAGCAGCACUCAGCAAAUGGCGGAGGCGCUGAGGCGGGUGCUGAAUGCCGGCAGCGCGGCAGGGCCCGGAGGGGACGGCGCUGCCGGGCCGCCAUUGCUGUUGCUCGGCGCUCCGCGCUCUGCGCAGACGUCGCUGCUCUUUGCAGCCGCUCUUGAGGCGGCAGGGGAAGGCCACGGGCCCGUCCUCUUCCUGACACGGAGGCCUCUUCAGAGCCUGCCGCUCAAUACACCCGCAGCACGAGACCAUUGGCGGCUCCAGAAGGUUCGAUUCCAGUAUCCAUCCUCAAUUCAAGAGCUUCUCCAGCUGCUAGCCUGUGCCCACGAGGCCCCAGCACCUCCCCCGUCCCUUCUACUCCUGGACGGCCUAGAAGAAUAUCUAGCGGAGGAUCCAGGGGCCCAGGAAGUCGCGUACUUGGCCGCAUUGCUUCUGGAUACUGCUGCCUAUUUUAGCCACCGUCUUGGAGCCAAUGGCAGCUGUGGGCUUGUGGUGGCCUUUGAAACCCAAAAGGAGGCAGAUGGCGAUGCCCCGCAUCUAGCAUUACUUCAGCGGUAUUUUCCUGCACAGUGCCGGCUGCAGCCAGACGCCCUCCGCUCGGGCCAGCAUGGCUGCCUUCGGGCCAGCCUGGAGCCGGGCCAGCCGGGCCCCAGGACAGAGUGGUCAGUGACUUUCUUACCCGGUGGAGAAAUGACAAUCACCCCAUGGUUUGCCGAGGCUUCUAAGCUCAGCCCAGACAAAAAAGGUUUAGGAGCAGGAAGCCAGUCCUUAACUUUGGGGUGUGACGACCUCCCUGGUCCUGGGUUUCCCUUGGAUGGGAUACUUAAGUCAGGGACAAGGACAGAUUCAAAGACCUGAGAAGCAUAGGUAUUCUGUUUAUAAGCUAGCAUUAUUGUCGUCGACGUUGUCGGGGGCUGGCAAGAUGGCUCAGGAGGUCAGGCGCCUUGGCGACAAUCAUGAUGACCCAGGACCCACGUGGUAGAAAGAUAGAGAACUGACUCCUGCAAGUUGUCUUCCGACCUGCACGUUUGGGUAGAGGCACACAUAUGCCCUCCACACUAAUAAUAAUAAUGAAACCUUUAAGAUAAAUAAGAGCAGCGGAGCCGCCUCUGCCCACUCACCGUUGUUAGUGAGGUCAGCCAUGUUUCCUAGUUCAGUUCUUUUUAUCUGCUGCAUUUUUUACCCAGACAGGCUCUCUUGUAAGUCAGGCUAGCCUCAGACUAGAUACUUAGCUGAGGCUGCCCUUGAACUCCUGACCCUCCAGCCUCGUCUCUUGAGUUUGCUCCUAUUCUCGCCGCCUCUGGCACGUGCCGCGGGUGACCUAGUGACCUCCGUGUGUUGCCUGACAUACUGUUGGGGUCUAGUCAAAUAUAUACAUAACCUCGCACGUGUGCUUAGGGUGUACAGGUGGGUGAGGGUCCACUCCAUGUAGGGUAUGCAUACAUUUAGCCUUCUUAGGACAGCCAUUUUUAAAGCCAUCACACUGAAGCUGUGCAUGAUGGAAUGUUAAAUGGUAAGGCUGGCUUUGGUCGCGAUGGGAGCUCACAAGUGCAAGGCUCUCUGUGGCCGCAUAAGCUGUUGGAAGCCAUGCUGCCUCAGACCAGACCCUGUCUCCAAAAACCAAAAUGGGCCAGGCGUGGCGGCUCAGGCCUUUAAUCCUAGCACAGAGGCAGGUGGCUCUGUGUGUAUGUGUUUGAGGCCAGCCUGGUCUACGUGACAAGUUCCAGGCCAACCAGGACUAUGCAGUGAGACCCUGUCUCAACAACUAGGGGUCUGGACGGAGCUUGUGGCUAGGAAUUCUCACUGUGACAGCUUUGGUUCUCUGUCUGAGGCCUUUCCACUCCGGUGGGAAACCCCUCACCCACACUCCUGGACAUAACCCCAGUAAAACUUUUUUGGUUUACCAGA
Molecule: messenger RNA, 1904 nt
Organism: Apodemus sylvaticus (European woodmouse)
Lineage: Eukaryota; Metazoa; Chordata; Mammalia; Rodentia; Muridae
Gene: Swsap1
Product: SWIM-type zinc finger 7 associated protein 1
Exons: 2
Coding region: 18-854 (278 amino acids)
Biological process (GO): double-strand break repair via homologous recombination
Cellular component (GO): Shu complex
Molecular function (GO): single-stranded DNA binding
Source: RefSeq, a predicted model, not a curated record